This is a messenger RNA of Paramormyrops kingsleyae, 1000 nucleotides long. RefSeq names its product cystatin-like. Gene Ontology annotation, molecular function: cysteine-type endopeptidase inhibitor activity. Gene Ontology annotation, cellular component: vesicle; cytoplasm. NCBI's taxonomy places the organism in Eukaryota, Metazoa, Chordata, Actinopteri, Osteoglossiformes, Mormyridae. The record is from RefSeq and is a predicted model, not a curated record.
CUGGGAAUCGUGUACACCAUGAGACGACACAGCAGCCUCUGCAAGGGAAAACCGCGGCGGUCAUUUAACAGCGACACCUGCGCAUGGUGCAAACAAGGCGGAUAGAGGCGGCUACGGCUACGGCAAAACGGGCCGCUUGCGGCACAUCGUACGAGUCGGUGGGCACGUAAAAGGGAGCCCCGGGCAUCGUGGCGAUGGGCGCUACGAGGAAGCAAACGACGAGGAGCUUAUCCUGCGUUAUAUUUAAAUUCAAGAUGGCUGAGUUCGGGGUCGAUUAGAUUCCUCCCAGUUCACGAUCUACAAUUCCGACUUCAGGGGGCCUUCCAGUUAAAUUUCCGACUACAAGCUCGGAAUUUACGAAUUACGAGUUAAAAUGAAACUGAUAGCAAUGGAACAGUCUAGGAAAAGGACUCGUUCUCACAUUUGGGAACGUUUUGCUGUGUUAUCUCCAACUAAGGUGCACUGGGAGCUGGGAGGAAUCAAAAACGUGGACUGGCCGGGGAUCCCAGAGGACUGGCAUUCUGCAGAACAGGGUGGAUCGGCUUCGGAUGCUAUAAAAACCAGCCAGAGCUCAACACCAUCACCUUAUCUAGCUGCAAGCUGAGAUUUCACGAUGGCUUUUUGGUGGCUCUGCGUGACACUUCUCUUGGCGUUCCCUUGUGGGGCACAGAUGGUUGGAGGACCCGUAGAGCAGUCGCCCGAUAGCCCCUUAGUGAUGGAUGCCGCUCGUGUCGCCAUGACAUUGUACAAUGAACAGGCAAAUGACAAGUACUUCUACGCUUUGGGAAAGGUCAUCUCAGCCAAGACACAGGUGGUGGCAGGAGUCAUCUUUUACUUGGAGGUGGAGGUGGGGCGCUGUGAGAAGCAAAACCAGCAGAUGACAUCCUGCCCUCAGGACAGCAACACCAAGACGCUGCUCUGUGACCUCAGCCUGUGGGAACAGCCCUGGGAGAACAGCAACAAGCUCCUGAAGAGUCAGUGUCGGGACGCUUGAUUUGAU